GUAAAAGUCCCACGGUACAUUUCUGCUAUACUGGUAAGAUCAUCUCCUGCUCGGGGAUUGCGGACCUGUGCAAUAUCGAAAACCUUAUGUCCCGGAUUUAACGAGUCGGGUCAUUUAACUCCGACCAGUGGCCACAAGCGCGGGAGGUAUAGCACACGGAGGAAACGGAGACAAGCAUGGAGAGAGGCAAAGGAUAUGGAGAUAGAUAUUUUGGAGGGGCGGGAGGAUAAAUACUAGGAGCUAUAGAUAUCGUCGUGCUCUCGUUUAUUCGAUUUCGUUUGCAUUGAGCGAAUAGAGCUGUGUCCACAAUACGCACCAUGGCAUCCUACCUAGUUACCGGCAGCACUCGUGGAAUCGGCUUCGAACUGGUGCGCCAAUUAUCAGAAAAGUCCCCUUCAGAAGUCAGUACCAUCAUUGCCACCUCCCGAUCGGUCAAUGCCUCCCUGCAGGACCUAGCAGACCGGCAUCCCGGCCGGGUCGUGCUUGUUCCCUUGGAUGUUACGGUCCCCGAGUCCAUCCAGAAGGCCGCCCAGACCGUGGAGAGCAUCAUGGGCGACAAGGGACUUGAUGUGCUCAUUAACAAUGCUGGCAUCGUGGGUUGGGGCCAGAUUAAGGACAUGGCGGACCUUGAAGACACUUUCCGGGUCAACGUAACCGGUCCACAUGUCAUCACUCAGAACUUCUUGCCGGUAUUGCGAAAGGGCUCUAUGAAGAAGAUCGUCAACAUUUCCAGCAGCGUCGGCUCCAUUGCAAAGCAGUCCGUUUACCGGGAGCUGCCUGCCCCCUCCUAUAAAAUCACCAAGGCCGCCUUGAAUAUGAUGACGGUGCUAUACUCCCAAGAGCUUGAGAUUGAGGGGUUCACCGUAUUCUGCGUGAGUCCGGGGUGGUUGAAGACAGACGAAGCCAAUGCUCAUGCCGAUCUUCCGGUCGGAACUGGAGUCGAGCGCGUCUUGGAGAUGAUCCGUGAUAGGGGGAUGGAGGUCAAUGGAAGAUUUCUGAAUAUUCAUGUUUCUGGGUGGGAGAAUAACCCUGGUUUGAACCAGUAUGAUGGAAAGGAGCUGCCAUGGUAGACGGGGCAGAUGGAUGACGAUCGGCGGUGGGAGAUGUACUAAUCCAUGCAUGGCUUACAAUCAAAGACCGAUGAGUUGAAGAUGCAGUAACAGGAACUCUAAACUGACUCGGUGGGAGAGAC
Messenger RNA from Aspergillus welwitschiae, 1192 nucleotides. RefSeq names its product SDR family oxidoreductase. The transcript has 4 exons. Lineage: Eukaryota; Fungi; Ascomycota; Eurotiomycetes; Eurotiales; Aspergillaceae. The record is from RefSeq and is a predicted model, not a curated record. The coding region runs from base 318 to 1070 and encodes 250 amino acids.